CCGGCCCCGGCCCGGGGGAGGCGGUGCGGGAUGCCGCCGCCGCCGCCGCCUCCUGGUCCGGGCUCGGCUUGGUCCUUAGUCCUGUGUAAGUGGCCGCGCCGGGCCCCCGCUCGCCUUGCCCUCCGCUGGGGCCGGGCGUGAGAGCACGGCCUCCUCCUCCUCCUCCUCCUCCUCCUCCUCCUCCUCCUCUUCCUUGUCCUCGUCCUCUCCGCCCCCUGGCGCCCCGCUCGGCCGCCGCCGCCCCCCAGAGGAGCCCCCGGGGCACCAUGCAGGCGCUGCAGCUCCAGUACGAGUUCUUCAGCGAGGAAAACGCGCCCAAGUGGAGGGGGCUGCUGGUGACGGCCCUGAAAAAGGUCCAGAUGCAAGUCCAUCCUACACUUGCUUCAAAUGAGGAUGCUCUCCAGUAUGUUGAAGAGUUAAUUUUACAGUUGUUAAGUAUGCUGUGCCAAGCUCAACCCCGAAGCGUUUUAGAUGUUGAGGAUCGUGUACAAAAAAGUUUUCCUCAUCCAAUUGAUAAGUGGGCGAUAGCUGAUGCUCAAUCCGCUAAUGAAAAGAGGAAGCGAAGAAAUCCAUUAUCUCUCCCAGUAGAAAAAAUUCACCCUUUAUUAAAGGAAGUUCUAGGAUAUAAAAUUGACCACCAGGUUUCUGUUUACAUAGUGGCAGUAUUAGAAUACAUUUCUGCAGAUAUUUUAAAGCUGGUUGGAAAUUAUGUACGGAAUAUACGACAUUAUGAAAUUACAAAACAGGACAUCAAAGUAGCAAUGUGUGCUGAUAAGGUAUUGAUGGAUAUGUUUCAUCAAGAUGUAGAAGAUAUAAAUAUAUUAUCUUUAACUGAUGAAGAACCUUCCACUUCAGGGGAACAAACGUACUAUGACUUGGUAAAAGGAUUCAUGGCUGAAGUUCGACAAUAUAUAAGGGAACUUAAUCUCAUUAUUAAAGUUUUUAGAGAACCAUUUGUCUCCAAUUCAAAAUUAUUUUCUUCUCACGAUGUAGAAAAUAUAUUUAGUCGUAUAGCAGAUGUUCAUGAACUCAGUGUAAAAUUAUUGGGCCAUAUAGAAGACACUGUAGAAAUGACAGAUGAAGGCAGUCCCCAUCCAUUAGUUGGUAGCUGCUUUGAAGACUUAGCAGAGGAAUUGGCAUUUGAUCCAUAUGAAUCAUAUGCUCAAGACAUAUUGCGACCUGGUUUUCAUGAUCACUUUCUUAGUCAGUUAUCCAAGCCUGGGGCAGCCCUCUACUUGCAGUCAAUAGGUGAAGGUUUCAAAGAAGCUGUUCAGUAUGUUUUACCCAGGCUACUUCUAGCUCCUGUGUACCACUGUCUACAUUACUUUGAACUUUUAAAGCAGUUAGAAGAGAAGAGUGAAGACCAAGAAGACAAAGAAUGUUUGAAACAAGCAAUAACGGCUUUGCUUAACCUUCAGAGCAGUAUGGAAAGAAUAUGUUCCAAAAGUCUUGCAAAACGGAGAUUGAGCGAAUCUGCAUGUCGAUUUUAUAGCCAACAGAUGAAGGGAAAACAACUAGCAAUAAAGAAAAUGAAUGAGAUUCAGAAGAACAUUGAUGGGUGGGAGGGAAAAGACAUUGGACAGUGUUGCAAUGAGUUUAUCAUGGAAGGAACUCUCACACGUGUAGGUGCCAAACAUGAGAGACACAUAUUUCUCUUUGAUGGUCUGAUGAUUUGCUGUAAAUCAAAUCAUGGUCAGCCAAGACUUCCUGGUGCUAGCAAUGCUGAGUAUCGUCUCAAAGAGAAGUUUUUUAUGCGCAAGGUACAAAUCAAUGAUAAGGAUGACACUAAUGAAUACAAACAUGCCUUUGAAAUAAUCUUAAAAGAUGAAAAUAGUGUUAUAUUUUCUGCCAAGUCAGCUGAGGAGAAAAACAACUGGAUGGCAGCACUGAUAUCAUUACAAUAUCGUAGUACUCUGGAAAGGAUGCUGGAUGUAACAAUGUUACAAGAGGAGAAGGAAGAGCAGAUGAGGCUUCCAAGUUCAGAUCUUUAUAGAUUUGCAGAACCAGAUUCUGAAGAAAACAUAGUAUUUGAAGAAAACAUGCAACCCAAAUCUGGAAUUCCAAUCAUCAAAGCAGGAACCGUUAUCAAACUUAUAGAGCGACUCACCUACCAUAUGUAUGCUGAUCCCAAUUUUGUUCGGACAUUUCUUACAACAUAUAGAUCUUUCUGCAAGCCUCAAGAGCUACUGAGUCUUCUAAUAGAGAGGUUUGAAAUUCCAGAGCCAGAGCCAACAGAAGCUGAUAAGAUAGCUAUGGAGAAUGGAGAUCAACCCCUGAGUGUGGAACUAAAACGAUUUAGAAAAGAAUAUAUACAACCCGUACAACUUCGAGUACUAAAUGUAUGUCGGCAUUGGGUAGAACAUCACUUCUAUGAUUUUGAAAGGGAUACAGAUCUUUUGCAACGACUGGAAGAAUUUAUUGGAACAGUAAGGGGCAAAGCAAUGAAGAAAUGGGUUGAAUCUAUCACUAAAAUCAUUCAACGGAAAAAAAUGGCAAGAGACAAUGGACCAGGACAUAAUAUUACAUUUGAAAGUUCACCACCUGCAGUUGAAUGGCAUAUAAGCAGACCUGGACACACAGAAACUUUUGAUCUGCUCACCUUGCACCCAAUAGAAAUUGCUCGACAGCUCACUUUACUUGAGUCAGAUCUCUACAGAGCUGUACAGCCAUCAGAAUUAGUUGGAAGUGUGUGGACAAAAGAAGACAAAGAAAUUAAUUCUCCUAACCUUCUGAAAAUGAUUCGCCACACAACUAAUCUUACUUUGUGGUUUGAAAAGUGUAUUGUAGAAGCAGAAAACCUAGAGGAAAGAGUAGCUGUGGUGAGCCGAAUAAUUGAGAUUCUUCAAGUCUUUCAAGAACUGAACAACUUUAAUGGUGUACUUGAGGUUGUCAGUGCCAUGAAUUCAUCACCUGUUUAUAGACUGGACCACACGUUUGAGCAAAUUCCAAGUCGCCAAAAGAAAAUUCUAGAGGAAGCUCAUGAACUGAGUGAAGAUCACUAUAAAAAAUAUUUGGCAAAACUCAGGUCUAUUAAUCCACCAUGUGUGCCUUUCUUUGGGAUUUAUUUGACAAAUAUCUUGAAAACGGAAGAAGGCAAUCCUGAGGUUUUGAAAAGACAUGGAAAAGAACUCAUAAACUUUAGCAAAAGAAGAAAAGUUGCAGAAAUAACAGGAGAGAUACAGCAGUACCAAAAUCAACCAUAUUGUUUGCGAGUAGAAUCUGAUAUCAAAAGAUUCUUUGAAAAUUUGAAUCCAAUGGGAAAUAGCAUGGAAAAAGAAUUCACAGAUUAUCUUUUCAACAAGUCACUGGAAAUUGAACCAAGAAACCCUAAGCCUCUACCGAGAUUUCCAAAAAAAUAUAGUUAUCCCCUCAAGUCUCCUGGUGUUCGUCCAUCAAACCCAAGACCAGGUACCAUGAGACACCCCACACCACUGCAGCAGGAACCAAGGAAGAUCAGUUACAGCCGCAUCCCUGAAAGUGAAACAGAAAGUGCAGCAUCAGCACCUAAUUCUCCACGGACCCCGUUAACACCUCCUCCAGCUUCUGGUGCUUCCAGUACCACUGAUGUGGGCAGCGUGUUUGAUUCUGAGCAUUCAAGCCCUUUUCACUCAAGCAGCGAUACCAUCUUUAUCCAAGUUACACUGCCCCAUGGCCCAAGAUCUGCUUCAGUAUCCUCAAUAAAUUUAACUAAGAGCAUUGAUGAAAUGCCCAUCCCCCCACCAGUGCCCCCAAGAAGACGACCAGAAUCCGCUCCAGCAGAAUCUUCUCCCUCAAAGAUUAUGCCCAAACAUUUGGAUAGUCCUCCAGCAAUUCCUCCUCGGCAACCCACAUCAAAAGUCUAUUCACCACGUUACUCCGACCGGACCUCGAUCUCUGAUCCUCCAGAAAGCCCUCCCCUUUUACCACCACGAGAACCUGUGAGGACACCUGAUGUUUUCUCCAGCUCACCACUACAUCUCCAGCCACCCCCUUUGGGCAAAAAAAGUGAACAUGGCAAUACUUUUUUCCCAAACAGCCCCUCCCCCUUUACCCCACCACCUCCUCAAACACCUUCUCCUCACGGCACAAGGAGGCACCUACCAUCACCACCAUUAACACAAGAUGUGGACCUUCAUUCCAUCCCUGCGCCUCCUGUUCCUCCACGGCAAAGCACUUCUCAACACAUCCCAAAACUUCCUCCAAAAACUUAUAAAAGGGAACACACACACCCUUCCAUGCAUAGAGAUGGACCACCUUUGUUGGAGAAUGCCCAUUCCUCCUGAGUACUCUUGUGCUGGGAUAAACGUUUUCCUGGCUCAAAGUCCAUUGCUGGCAAUGGAUGCACUGAACCUGCCAGCACUGAGGAGUUAAACAUAUACUCCAAACACUAAAUACUCUACUUUAAAAUGCAGUAUCCAGUGAAUUGUAAGCCUGAUAUGUAGUAUAAAAAGAAUUGGAUAUUCCUGUUUGGAAUGCAGAAAAACAGAUGUUGAGUAAUUGGACAAUUGAUUGCACCUAGCGAUGGGAUAAAGGGACUUUUCUAGCCAACAGGCAGGAGUUGUGUUUGUGUAUUGGUUUUUAUCAACAAAGGGACAGAAAGUGUAGUCUGGUGUCCAGCAGGCCCAUAUGGUAACAGUUUUUGUAACUCAAACAUUAUGCACUUUUUUUUUUUAAUCUUAAACAGGGAUCUUUUUAUCCUUCUUCAUUUUCCUUUGCUUUGUUCUCCCUAUUUUAGAAUAUGUUCUUGAAAACCAUUAAGAGGACUGUGAGGAAGAUCUGUGGUACCUAACCUUGUGUAGAACAAGGCAAGAGCACUGUGUUGCAGUCCUGUUUACAGAUUCUAAGGGAGAGUCAGUAACGACGGUGGAUUUAUGUUUUCCACCCAUGUGUCCUUUAUGCACUCAUUGGUGCUUAUCUGAACAUAAGAGUACUCAUGAUUUUCCUUAGUACUGGCAGUAUUCUUGCUGACCAUCUUCAGAAUAGCAACACCACCACCACCACCCCAAUAUGCACUUAAAACCAGGUCCGAUUGCACUGCAGCUGAGUAUCAAAGUUUUGCUAUUUUUUUUUUUUUUCCUGUCAACAGACUUGAAACCAAGUAAAAUAUACUGUAGACCACAUGGGCAGUUUUUCCCUUUUUAAAAAGCCGUACAAUUAACGAGAACUUUUCCAAACUGUAAAUAUAUGAUUGUCUCCCCAAGAACAGAAGAGCAAAAAAGAAGUUACAGAAGCGACCAAAUCUCCACUGACAAAAGUUUCAAGCCUACACAUUUUCUGAGGGGACAGAGAUAGAAUAUCAGGGCAGGCACUUCCUACUGUGAACUUCAUGGUGCUAUGAAGUCAGCAGUUUGGGCUCAAAAGCCUGGUGUUUCAACAAGAAUUUUUCUCCAACAAGAUGAUAACUAAUCCCCACCUUGCCAAAGCAAUAUUAGAAUGCAACAGUUCACCAUGAAUUAGGAGCUAUAUUUGAUGUGCAGUCCUGACUUUGUACCUUCUGAUUGUUCUUUUUCACUUUAGGGCCACUUGUAAGUGCAAUAAUUGGGGAGGACACAUGUUCAGUGAUGCUACAGAUGGUCAGAAGUUCCUCAUUGGCCGGACUCCUUACCAAUAACCUUUUUCUGGUAGAAUAAGAAAUUUGGCAGUCUUUGGAAUAUAUAGGGGAUAAUUUACAUUGCAAAAAGGUGUAUUUGUGUUUCUAGAAUCAACUGUUGGGAUGCUAAACCUAAAUCACCAUAUUUAUUGACUCUCCCUCAUACAGUGAUUAGUGUGGGUACCUGGGCUUCACCAAAGAGGUACUUUUUUUUCUCUGUUUUAAAGAAUAAUUAUAGUGCCAGUCCACAAAGGAUUUCUUUUUUGUUAUUUUAUUUUGGUUUUGGUUUUUGUUGUGUUGUUUUUGUUGGGCUUUUUGUUUGUUGUUUUAUUUUGCCAGAAAGCAUAAUCGGGUAUUAAUUGCCUUCUUCACGCAAGGAACAAUGAAAGUCUUAUGUCAUUAAAUGACAGUGGAAAUGAAAAAAAUAAUGCUAUUGUCAAUUAAAUAUGCUACUCACUUUUAGGAGACUGUUAAGCCUACGCUAGUUUGUCACCUCCCUCCAACCCCCUCAAGGUUUACUGAUAAUCCAUUUCAUGGCUCAUAGCUGUACUGCUUUUAAUGAAGCCAUGGAAAUGCAGGCACUCAAUGUGAAAAGGAAUACUUGCUGGGCAUCAAUGACAAGUGUCAUGUUUGAUUAACAGCUGAGUAAUCGGCAUCUCGAGAUUACCUUGCAGUUGCUUCAAUCAUGUGUAUAUAAUGAAUGUUGCAUAAAUAUACUUGGCAGGUUCAUUUUAAUUUAAUUGAAAUAAAGAUGCAGAUAUUUCA
Molecule: messenger RNA, 6334 nt
Organism: Sarcophilus harrisii (Tasmanian devil)
Lineage: Eukaryota; Metazoa; Chordata; Mammalia; Dasyuromorphia; Dasyuridae
Gene: SOS1
Product: SOS Ras/Rac guanine nucleotide exchange factor 1
Exons: 23
Coding region: 267-4262 (1331 amino acids)
Biological process (GO): positive regulation of GTPase activity; Ras protein signal transduction
Cellular component (GO): plasma membrane
Molecular function (GO): guanyl-nucleotide exchange factor activity; protein heterodimerization activity
Source: RefSeq, a predicted model, not a curated record